Molecule: messenger RNA, 3942 nt
Organism: Athene cunicularia (burrowing owl)
Lineage: Eukaryota; Metazoa; Chordata; Aves; Strigiformes; Strigidae
Gene: SLC35D2
Product: solute carrier family 35 member D2
Exons: 10
Coding region: 13-786 (257 amino acids)
Cellular component (GO): Golgi apparatus
Molecular function (GO): antiporter activity; GDP-fucose transmembrane transporter activity
Source: RefSeq, a predicted model, not a curated record
UUCCCAUCACCAAUGUUUCUUGGAAUUGGACAGAUGGCAGCCACCAUACUUAUCUUGUAUGUGUCAAAACUAAAUAAGAUUGUUCAUUUCCCCGAUUUUGACAAAAGUAUACCUGUGAAGUUGUUUCCUCUGCCUCUGAUUUAUGUUGGAAACCACAUAAGUGGAUUAUCAAGUACCAGCAAACUCAGGAAACGAUACCCACUGAGUAUUAUAGUCAGCGUAUUUGCCAUCAUUCUUGGGGCUUUCAUAGCAGCUGGGUCUGAUCUGUCUUUUAAUCUGGAGGGCUACACCUUUGUGUUGCUAAAUGAUAUCUUCACAGCCGCAAAUGGAGUUUACACAAAGCAGAAAAUCGAUCCAAAGGAGUUGGGAAAAUAUGGUGUACUUUUCUAUAAUGCUUGUUUCAUGGUGGUUCCAACAGUUAUUCUUAGCUUUUCUACUGGAGACUUUCAGCAGGCAACACAUUUCCAGCACUGGACAAAUUUUUUAUUUGUCUUUCAAUUUAUUCUUUCCUGCUUGUUGGGGUUUCUCUUGAUGUAUUCUACUGUCCUAUGCAGCCAUUACAAUUCCGCGCUCACAACAACAGUAGUUGGUGCCAUCAAGAAUAUAUCUAUAGCUUACGUUGGAAUGUUGAUUGGUGGAGAUUAUAUAUUCUCUGUGCUAAACUUCAUAGGGCUAAAUAUUUGUAUGGUAGGAGGACUGAGAUACUCGUUUUUAACGUUAAGAGGAAGCAGCAAACCUGUGCAACCUGGAGAUGAAGAGAAUGCACUUCCUGUGUCAAAGAGUUAGCAAAAAUGCCUGCCUUGAAAGAGACUGAAGAUACAAGUUCGUUCAGCAUUGCUGAGAACUUAAAUAAGUAUGUGUUGGAACAUACUUGAAACAAGAAGAAAAAUCUACCUCAAGUUGCCACAGAUGUGCACAUAAUUCAUUGGUUCAUAAAUAUUCUAGCUCACCAUGUUCUUCACAUGUGGACAAGUUUAAUUUUAGCGCUUUUUUUAAAAAAAAAACAUGAGCUAUUUUAUAGGAAGGAAUGCCAUGAGCAAAUCUCAAGUGGUAAAUUUCUUCAUUUACCUGUACUUUGGUGCUGUUUGUACUCAACAAGAUCUUUGAGUUCUGUUUCAGUGUCUACCAGUAGUCUCUGAGGCAAAACUCCCUGUAAAGAUUAUGAGGCUUUAGUCACCAUUGCCUUAUGCCAUAUGCAAUCUUUGAGAUCAUUGAAGAGAUAAAAGAUGCUAGAGAUUCAGAAUGAUUUCAUGUACGCAUUUGCUCUUGUGUAAUGUAGAACAUAUGGGGCAAAGAGGGGAUGUGGCCCCAGAUUGUUCCUUGUGUAAGUGUUGACUAAAGAAUUCAGAAUAUGGCCUGGUAUGUUUGGUAUACAUUGUAGACAUUCUCUCAGGCUUCUACUCAUCCUCAGUAACAUCAUGGUGUUCUGCUGCAAUUACCACUGUUGUUAUAAGUGAACCCUGAUAACUUUGCUGCAGAGUCAGUGAGAGAAGGAAAUUCAGAGAGGAUUUUUAAAAAAGAUUUUUGUGUGUGUGAGCCAGCACCAAACAGGUGAUUAGGAGACAGCAAAGGUAAAUGUACUUUUGUUGAGGUGCAUUCAUCUUCUUAUAUCACAGUCCCCUCCUCUGAUGUUUUGUCUAUAACUACCUUUUAAUGCUGCAGAGAUGUGAUGCUACUAUGUACAAACUGCAGGAGGGAAAACUGAUGACAUGGAAGACUAACUUGUUUUUAAAUUAAGAAAAAGGUUUGGUGUCCUGUUAUGUCUUAUAUGUGCAUUGAAGGCUUAUCUGGGACUAGUUCAUGCUUAAAAUGCAGAGCAAGGAAUCAUAACAAGCCCAGGGGGUUGCUACAGUGGGCAAGACCUGUCCAGUGGUUAAAAAUAAGGUCCAGAACAUGGUGGUCUGAUUUAUCAUAUGAGACUAUAAUGGCACCACUCUGUAUCUUUAUUUCCUUCUCUGAAAAUACAGUUGAUAAUGCUUACCUGUGUCUUUCACAAUAUAGCGUUAAUCUUUGAAAACACAGUAGAAGCAUUGCACAGUGCUGGAAGACAGCGGAGUAAUGAAUCUUGUUGAAGUUCUCAAUUCCCUGCAAGCUUGAGCCAAGAUUUUUUAAAAUAAUCAAAUCAAAAUAAGACCUUGGAAGACCUUGACAUGGAACCAGGGUAUUCUAGUGACUUGUUUGAUUCUCGCUUGAAUUAAAAUGCAGCUAAAUCUGAAAAGCAUUACUCUGUGUGUAACACAUGAAUGACCAGACUGGAUUAGAUCUAAGCAGCAUGUGAGUAGCUCACACCAUAAACUUCAGAGGAUGACUAGGCUGCCCACUGCCUGCAUGGUUUUGAAUGGCAGAAAGAGGAGUGGCUGCAAAGAUCAGAAGUGGAAUUCAAGGGCACAGUCAAAGUGGAAACAAAAGUCUGAGCUGUCCAGUUUCUCACAGCUGGCUAAGAGAUGUGACUUUCAUUUUCCAUUUGUAUUGAAGAGCUGGGGAGGGAAGUGGUUGCUGCAUAUGUUUUAGAGAGAUCUUCAGUUUUUAAAGUUUAUACUUAAAAAGCCUUCAAUAUUUUGAGUGUUUUUUUAUAGGACUCCUUUUUCUCCAGAUCAUCUCUACCUCCAGAAUCCUAAUUAUUGAACCUCAGCUCUGCAGUGGGACAAGACAUUGGAGGGUUUUCAUUAAUUAUGAAAAGAUUAUGAGAGCCAUUUGACUGCGGUACUGGUUGACACACAAUGGCACCUGCUAACUAAGAUGUCGUUCCCAUAGAGGAACAGCUACUGUAUGCAUUUAAUUCAUUAAUAUUUUGCUGUACCUUUUAUAAAUAAAGAGAAACAGAUUACAGUUUUAAUAGAUUUUUUUGGUUUUGUGUGGAUGGACAUAUAAAAUGCUUUCAAGCAUACAUAGAUAGCACCAAUAUUUGCUUUCUGUACAAUCAACUGAUAGAGUGUACUUGAAAUAGUUUCAUUAGUUUAUUCUCCACUGUAGUUGAAGUGAAAUUUAUUUAUUGUUCAUGUCAUGUUUUUGAAGUGCUUCAGACUUCUUAUAAAAUAGCAACUUAUGAAUACAGCCUUUACCUAAAAUACAGAGUCUUUAUGAUAAAAUUAAUCAAUAAUUUAAAAAAUACAUUUAGAAAUAACAAGAAGUAGGUACUAUCUGGAAGAACUUGCAAGUUCUUGCAUCAUUUCACAAAACAACUCUGCUUCAGUCAAUUGCUGUUUUCCUCUGUAUCUGUGAAGUUAAUAUUGAUUCCAAUAAAUUUGCUGUUUGAAACUGGGAAUAUGGGCUCAACCAGGCACAACCAUCAUGUUAGAAUUUAGGUAAUUACAGAAAUGGCUAUUUUGUUCAGAACCUCAGUAAUUGUGUCUUUCAAUUAAUAAAUUAGUAAUUUAAAACAGAUUUCUCUUAGGAUACAUCUGUAAAUCAUCCUAACCUUACUUUUCUGCAGCUGUCAUAUCAGCUUAAUGAAAUAUUAAACCAGUAGUAAAACUAGACAACUUACUUGCUGUAUGAAGCUUAAUUUUCUUUCUUUUGCAAAAAUUAUAAAACUGGCUAGAGAAAACCUUAGUUUUCAGAAUACAUAUUUUAAAGAAUUAGUAAGUGGGCUGGUUUUAAAUACUGGAGUGACUUCUGGAAGUCACAUUCCCUCACAGAAAUGUCUUGCAGUUACAUGCUGCUAACUACAGAAUGAUUUUCAGAAGUAAGUCCAAUAUUUCUAGAACUUUUUAAGUUCUACAGGUGGUAAGGUGUAUUUACAAGGGAGCAUACAAAGAAACUUCAAAACAGUAACUGGACUGGAAAGGAAUUGUACUGUACAUUAAUCUGUUCAUUUAAUUUUAUAGGGAUUGCUUGGCAGUGGACUAACAAGAAGUACAGUGGUCACCCAGAGAAGCUUUCUACCCAUGCAGUGUGUAAAGCUCUUGCAGUGAUUCCCUUGAAAGUCAGAGAAGCAAUACC